Messenger RNA from Telopea speciosissima, 1154 nucleotides. RefSeq names its product transcription factor MYB44-like. The record is from RefSeq and is a predicted model, not a curated record. NCBI's taxonomy places the organism in Eukaryota, Viridiplantae, Streptophyta, Magnoliopsida, Proteales, Proteaceae. Bases 147 to 1136 code for a protein of 329 amino acids. Gene Ontology annotation, cellular component: nucleus. The transcript has 3 exons. Gene Ontology annotation, biological process: regulation of DNA-templated transcription. Gene Ontology annotation, molecular function: RNA polymerase II cis-regulatory region sequence-specific DNA binding; DNA-binding transcription factor activity, RNA polymerase II-specific.
UCUCUCUCUCUCUCUCUCUUUCUCUCUCUAUCUCUAAACCUUCAGGGCAAUCUCGGGUUCCCUUUCUGUGUACAAAAUCUUGUAGUCGUCUAGGGUUAGGGUUUCGAACAGUGAAUCGAGAAUCAAUCUGCCAAUCAUCAUCAUCCAUGGCUUCCUCAAGGAAAGAUUUGGAUCGGAUCAAAGGACCGUGGAGCCCCGAAGAAGACGAUUCGUUGCAGAAGCUUGUCCAGAAGCACGGCCCUAGGAACUGGUCCCUCAUAAGCAAAUCCAUCCCUGGGAGGUCCGGAAAGUCUUGUCGUCUACGGUGGUGUAACCAGCUCUCUCCCCAGGUGGAGCAUAGAGCUUUCACCCCCGAAGAGGAUGAUACGAUCAUCCGGGCGCACGCCAAGUUCGGUAACAAAUGGGCUACAAUCGCCCGUCUCCUCUCUGGUCGCACCGACAACGCGAUCAAAAACCAUUGGAAUUCCACUCUUAAGCGCAAAUGCUCGUCCGUGGUCGAUGACGGCAGCGACGACGCACAAGCACACCAGCCGCUAAAGAGAUCGUCUAGUGCGGGUGCCGCCGUCGCUCCCGUCUCUUCGCUCUACCUCAACAGCCCUAGCAGUCCCUCUGGAUCCGACGUGAGCGACUCCAGUCUCCCCGUGAUGUCUUCUUCUCAUGUGUACCGCCCUGUACCAAGAACGGGAGGAAUCUUACCGCCAUCACAGCAUCACCAGCAGCAGCUCGAAACGUCGUCAUCGACGAAUGAUCCGCCUACCUCUCUCUGUCUCUCCCUCCCUGGAGCGGAUUCUUGCGAUGUUUCUAAUCAUAUUUCUGGGAGUUCCAGCCAUGGUACAACCCCUGCCCAACUACCCACUCCCGUGGCUGUGCCAACAGCAGUUCCGUUGCAGUUUCAGCCACCCCAGCACCAGUAUAAUCAACAUAUACAGUACAACGAUUUCGGAUCGUCAGAGGUGGCCUAUGCAGAGAAACAUUUCAUCCCUUUCAGUUCUGAGUUCCUUUCUGUGAUGCAAGAGAUGAUCAAAAAGGAGGUCAGAAAUUAUUUGGCUGGGGUUGAGCCGAGCGGCCUGUGUCUGCAGGGUGAAGGGAUUAGAAACGCUGUUGUGAAGCGUAUUAGCAUCAGCAAGAUCGACUAGAGAAGAUGGAAAACAAAA